Molecule: messenger RNA, 1344 nt
Organism: Metarhizium acridum CQMa 102
Lineage: Eukaryota; Fungi; Ascomycota; Sordariomycetes; Hypocreales; Clavicipitaceae
Molecular function (GO): monooxygenase activity; FAD binding
Source: RefSeq, a predicted model, not a curated record
AUGGAAUAUAUCCGCGAGACUAUUAACUGGAAUGGCCACAAGGCAAUGAAGCCGUUAUCCGUUAUUAUCGUUGGUGCUGGGAUAGGUGGUUUAGCCCUGGGAAUAGGACUUCAAAAAACUGGGCACAAGGUGAGAAUACUUGAGCAGGUCAAAGAGAUUGCAGAGGUGGGAGCCGGUAUUCAGGUAGCACCUAAUGCGGCGCGCAUCCUGUACAGAUUUGGUGUGUUGGAGGAGGUCAUGAAAUACGCCAACGUGCUGGAAAGAAACUCGCUCAGACGAUAUGCAAACGAUGAGGAACUAGGAACGGCACAGCUAAUGCCCGAUGCUGGCGAUAAAUACGGCGCUCCGUUAAGUGUCAUUCAUCGAGGCGAUCUGCAGCGAAUCUUGCUACAAGCUGCGACAGCCUGUGGCUGCAACAUCUUAACUUCCCACAAGGUCGUCAAAGUGGACGAUGGCUUUGAGCCCCGCGUACAAGUACAAGGUGGUCACUGGUUCUCGGGGGAUGUGGUGUUUGCAGCAGACGGAAUCAAGUCGUCUAUUCGAGCACAGAUUGCUGCUAGUCAUGGACACCAGGACCGCUCUUCUCCGACUGGGGAUGCAGCAUAUAGAGUCUUGAUUCCUAAAAAAGAGAUGGAGCAUGACAAGGACGCAAUGGCUCUGCUCCAGGAGAAUGUCGGCAUGCGAUACAUGGGUCCAGGUGGACAUAUUAUGGCGUAUCCCAUUAAGAACAAUACUGUGUACAACAUGGUGCUCCUUCACCCAGCCAAGGAAAAUCAGAUGAGCGAAACUGGAAAAGAGACAUCUUGGACCACAAAGGGAAGCAAGGUCGAAAUGAUGGACUUUUACCGGAAUUGGUCGCCUCUGAUUCAAAACCUUUUGAAUUAUGUGCCCGAAGGAGAAGUUCUCGAAUGGACGCUCAAUUCCCACGUCCCAUUGCCCCGAUGGGUUGAGAACAAAGUCGGCCUCGUAGGGGAUGCAUGCCACCCUAUGCUACCGUACGUGGCUCAGGGCGCAGCGAACGCCAUUGAGGAUGCUGGCGCCAUCACGGCCGCCUUGACCUGCACCUGCGAUGUCAGGCUGGCCUUGGUCGCCUACGAGAUUGUGCGCAAGGAACGCGGCGAGCGAAUCCAAGCCAGUGCUUCUACGGUCCGUGAAACCCUGCAUCUACCGGACGGGCCUGAACAGGAGCAGCGAGACAAGUCUAUCCGGGCCGCCAGUCACGGCGAGGGAAAUCACCCCGAUCUGUGGGCUGACACUCAUUGGCAAGAUUACAUGUGGGGGGUGGACAUUAUGAAGGAUGUAAUUGGGUCAUGGACCGAGUUAUCUAGACAGGCUGGGGCGUAG